Molecule: messenger RNA, 709 nt
Organism: Trichoplusia ni (cabbage looper)
Lineage: Eukaryota; Metazoa; Arthropoda; Insecta; Lepidoptera; Noctuidae
Gene: RpS9
Product: 40S ribosomal protein S9
Exons: 4
Coding region: 97-681 (194 amino acids)
Biological process (GO): positive regulation of translational fidelity; translation
Cellular component (GO): cytosolic small ribosomal subunit
Molecular function (GO): rRNA binding; structural constituent of ribosome
Source: RefSeq, a predicted model, not a curated record
ACUGGCAAUAAAAAUAUUGUGCGAUCUGUAAACUUUGAUCGUACUUUUGACAAGUCUCUUUUCGGCGAGCGGUGUUAACGGAACAAGCUCGCCAUCAUGGUGAACAACAGAGUACCGUCGGUUUUCUCGAAAACCUAUGUCACUCCCAGGCGUCCCUUCGAGAAGGCGCGUCUCGACCAGGAGUUGAAGAUCAUUGGAGAGUAUGGUCUCCGCAACAAGCGUGAGGUGUGGCGCGUCAAGUACACGCUCGCUCGCAUCCGUAAGGCGGCCCGUGAGCUGCUCACCCUCGAGGAGAAGGACCCUAAAAGGCUGUUCGAAGGUAACGCGCUCCUUCGUCGUCUUGUCAGAAUCGGUGUGUUGGAUGAGAAACAAAUGAAGCUCGAUUACGUGCUCGGUCUUAAGAUUGAGGACUUCUUGGAGCGUCGUCUCCAGACACAAGUGUUCAAGGCUGGUCUUGCUAAGUCCAUCCAUCACGCCCGUAUCCUCAUUAGGCAGAGACACAUCCGCGUCCGUAAGCAGGUGGUAAACAUCCCAUCGUUCAUCGUGCGUCUGGACAGCGGCAAGCACAUCGACUUCUCGCUGAAGUCGCCCUUCGGCGGCGGCAGGCCCGGCCGUGUCAAGAGGAAGAACCUCCGCAAGGGACAGGGCGGCGGCGCCACCAACGACGAGGAGGAGGAUUAGACCAAUAAAUGACGUUUUGAACAACUAA